Molecule: messenger RNA, 2127 nt
Organism: Cryptomeria japonica (Japanese cedar)
Lineage: Eukaryota; Viridiplantae; Streptophyta; Pinopsida; Cupressales; Cupressaceae
Product: LEAF RUST 10 DISEASE-RESISTANCE LOCUS RECEPTOR-LIKE PROTEIN KINASE-like 1.2
Exons: 2
Coding region: 783-2087 (434 amino acids)
Biological process (GO): protein phosphorylation
Molecular function (GO): ATP binding; protein kinase activity
Source: RefSeq, a predicted model, not a curated record
UAUUAAACUGUCAUUCAUGUUCCUUUGCUCACCUCAUUUCUAGUUGUUUUCUUCUCACCGUUGUAACUAAGAUGAAAAUGGAAGGACUGCCUCUUCAUCUAUGCCAUUCUCAGCAUUUCAGUCUGCCCCCUAUAAACCUCCUGCGCUUCCUCUUUCUUUUCUUCUCAAUAUUCAAGCCAUGCCUCGCUUCUUUACGUGAGAAUUUCGGAGCAAAGAGCAGCGGCUGCGGUGACCCUGCUUUUCGGCUUGACUGUGAUCAUAAAGUGAAUAUGCCUCUACUUAAUAUCAGUGGCUACCAAUACUAUAUACUGAAACCUUUUGGCCACCAGGAAGAGUUUCCAAUCAAUUCCAUGCGAAUAGUUGAUAGAAUUCUGGUCUAGCCCUCAGUUUCGCAUUACUGCUGAGUACAUGAAUAUAAGUCUAUGGAGAGACUGCAGAGAAGAGGACCUGCCCACUGAAGCGUAUGCUUUAGAAUGUAAUAAUAGUUGGUACAUGAAUAUACGUGAGUUUGGAUACUUAUUGUAAAUCAGUGCAGCUACCUGUUAAAAACCUCGACAGAGAUAACCGACCGUUGCUUGAAAAGAUAAAGGAUGGGUUCAGAGUAAUAUGGAAUUUCACCGAAGGCCGUAAGCAUUGUGAGCCACAGAAAGAGAAUUGUAUCUUAAUUGAGAGAUGAAUGAAAAGCGUUAAACUUGUAUUUCUAAAGCAAGAGUUGUUUAUUUUAUUUUAUUUUAUAGCAAAAUGCUAACAAUUUACCUCUGCCUUUACUUAUAUUUGAGACCAUGCAGGUGGACCUAACACUACUAAUAGAAUUUUUAUUUUAUUUUUUUCUUCCACAUUUCGUAAGCAUAAUACUAACUAAUAUCGCUUCCAUUAUUUAUAAUUCAGACAAUGCAGGUGGGUCUAACACUGCUAAUAAGACAGCUAUCGUUCUAGGUAGCUCUAUUGGGGCAGUUGCACUAAUCGCAGCAAUAGCAGUGCUUUAUAUUUUGUAUGUCAAGAGAAGAAAAAGGCCUCAUAUCCGCGGGUUUGGUGGUGAUCACAGUAAUUAUCAGCGAAGCGACAUGGAAGCAGGUCUCGUAAUGAAUAUGAUGGGCAAUUUGCCCAUGUUUCAUUAUGAAGAGCUACAGCAAGCGACAAAUUUCUUCGACGAGAAGAACCAACUUGGAGAUGGAGGGUUUGGCGUGGUAUACCUGGGUAAACUUAAGGACGGACGAGCUGUAGCAGUGAAGAGGCUUUAUGAGGAUAGAUCCAGAACAGUUGAACAAUUUAUGAACGAGGUCCAAAUACUGUCAUCCCUGUGUCAUCCAAAUCUUGUUCGUCUCUAUGGCUGUACGACCCCGCAGAGUCCAAUGCUACUGCUUGUUUAUGAGUUUGUGCCAAAUGGGACCUUGUCUGAUCACCUUCAUGGCUGCCGAAGAACUCCCGGAGGCUUGCCUUGGGUAACUCGUUUAGAUAUUGCCAUAGAAACUGCUCAGGCAUUGGCGUAUCUCCACAACAUCUGUCCACCCAUAUUGCACAGAGAUGUUAAAUCCGACAACAUUCUACUCGACGAACAUUUCAGAGCAAAAGUUGCAGAUUUUGGCCUUUCUAGGUUGGUUCCUGUGAAUGUGUCACACGUCACAACUGCUCCGCAAGGUACACCUGGGUAUGUUGACCCAGAUUACCAUGAAUGCUUCCAGCUCACUGAGAAGUCUGAUGUGUACAGCUUUGGGGUUGUCUUGGUGGAGAUCAUUUCAGCCAAAGUCGCAGUGGAUAUUAUGCGAAAUAGAAAUGAAAUCAGCCUUGCUAAUAUGGCCACAGACAAGAUCAAAAGAGGUGUUCUGGAUGAACUGGUCGAUCCAGAAUUGAAGAUUGAAAGAAAUCAGGAAGUGAAGGUCACUGUUGCUGCAGUUGCCGAAUUGACCUUUGAGUGCCUUGCCAUAGAAAGGGAUUUUAGACCAACCAUGAAAGAAGUAGUCGCCCGUCUCACAGAAAUCAAGGAGAUGCUGCAGGAAAGCUCAGAAUCUUCCAACUCAGUAAGCAGCACGCCAACAUCUUCGUUAACUUCACUGCAAGAAAACUGGCCCGGCGUAGCUUCGGAUUAAAGUGCAUCUCUUAUUUCGUUUUAGAAAUUUUGUAUUUCGG